Messenger RNA from Coregonus sp. 'balchen', 19307 nucleotides. The record is from the annotation of a GenBank genome assembly. Lineage: Eukaryota; Metazoa; Chordata; Actinopteri; Salmoniformes; Salmonidae.
AUCUAAUAUAUCGCAACGCAGAAUGAAGUAGUGGGAACAGAAACACUAUGGCUGCCAGUCUCUCCCUGACUCAGGUAAGUCUUUUAUUUCAAAACGAAUGGUGAUUAGUGUGUAGGUGCCUUGUCCUUAUUGGGCUAAUUCAUUGAAGGACUGUAAGUGGAUUUGGACAUAUUAAAACUGGUGUGCCCCGCGGUCUCUUGAAUUAUUUGGAAGUUCUCCUUAAGCUAUGACUGGGUAAAGUUUUUGCCUAACCUCUUUGGGGACUGCGUAAGGGCGUUGCUAGCUAGGCUAACAUUAGCUGCCUGUUGUGUCAAUUUUGGAAUGGUAGGAUAGCUACAGUAGCUAGCUAUAACUUUUGCGUAGUUUGUUUCUUUUGAUUGUAUUCACUGUUCACUACAUUACCUAGCUAACUUUGCAUCUUGAAAUAAAGGUGCUCUCAAUAAGAAAACGUUCCUUUUGCAUUUACUCGUGUGUUGUUCGAAUGUCAACAUUUAUUUGCGAUAGUAACGUUAACGUUAGCUAGCGAACUGUUUGCACUCAUGCUGUGUGAGCCAGUUAGCUUAGCAAAGCUAGCUACCAAAAUAGUUGGCUUGGUAACGUUAACUAGCUGCAAUCCACUUUACUCGCUGGGUAAACUAAUGUUAUUAUUGUAACGUAUUAGGUAGGGGAUAUAAAGUCAGCUGUCCUAAAUGACAGUUGUAUUAAUUCAUUAAACUGCCAAUACAAACUAACUUUAACUGGUAACGUUAGCUUGCUGUCAUCAUCAGCUAGUUAGCGAGAAGAGGAAGUAGCCGCAUGUUGUCCUAUAUGCCAAUGGCCAACUAUGUUGCAGACGACCGCUAUGCUUUAUUUAUCACAUUGAUAUUUAGCAUUGGUUUUCUGGCUAAUAUUAAGUUGUGAUAGUGGACAUUAUUCGCCAGUGUUCUACUGGCUAAGCUAGCUAGUAAGUUUAGCCAACAUCCUGACUAUACUCAAGGUGAUAUUGUUAUUCUCAAAGCUACUAUAACGUAGGUAACUACAUAUUUUGAUUGAAUAAUGACUGCAUUAGCUAUAUGUCACUAACUAGCUAGCUAAGUUAGUAUGCACUGAUUCACAUCUUUGUCUUACGUUAUGGGAUAUUACCAUUCCUCAAAGCAGUGACAUGUUUUUUUUACCUAGGCUGAGCUAUACCUAGGCAAAAGACUGGGGUUGGUUACUACAGUUGGUGCAAUUUCUUGGCAGCUGUGCUGUGUGGGAAUAAGGGAUUGGACAAGAAAAUACUCCAAACAACAGCACAGUAUAGCUAGUAUCUGCUGCAGUUUUGUGAAGAGAAUGAUUGUGAGUGUUCACUGCUGUGCAAUUAGUCACACAAAGACUCCGUGUUUAGGCAGCCAACAGUUCCAGGCACACAAUUGUUUCCAAUAGAAAAUGGCGGUGGGGGGGCUGGGAAAUAUAUAGUGAAUAAUGGUCAGAUUAUGAAUUGACUAUUGAAAUAGCAUGCAAUGUCACUAUAAGCAUUUCAAUGAGUAAGCUAGAUCUAGAUGUUUUAUAUAGCGUUUCGGAAUCGUCUGACUCGUCUAUAAUAUUGCAAGGUGGCAGUUUGUAGAAAUGUUACAUUUAUUAGUCAGCUGUUCCUUGAAAAUGUUGUUGUAAAAGUGCAACAGAGAAGAGCACAGCCAAUAUUGAGUCUGUUCACAGAGAAAGCUCUUACUGGUAGAAGACCCCCAUGCACCAUCCCAUCUCAUGGUUUUCUUUAUUAGGAGACAUUUGUAUCAUAACAGAAAACAAGAUGGGAUAGUGCUCUUCUAUUUCAUAUGAUCAUUGGCAGAUGACUGUCUUCUCAUGAUCUGAUUUCAUACGUAGGCUAGACCCUAUUUGUUUGAUUCAUUGUGUAAAAUAUGUGCUAGUGCAGGCUACUUGUUCAAAAGGUUGGUUGACUCAUGUUACUGAGGAAUGUGAUUAUCAUUAGGAUUUCAUUUGGUGGUACGAUUGAUUAAAAAAAAUCUAUGAUGUUUAUAUGUAAUUGUAAUGUAUGUGUGUUUACGUCUAUAAUUUGUUUGUCUAUGUUUGUAAGUUGUUACGUCUGGAAACAUUGUUCCGCUGCUGCUGUCUAGUUUGGAUGAGGUCUCUCUUGAAGUAGAUUUUUUUUUUUUAUCUCAGUGAGACUACCUGGAUAAUUAAAGGUUAAAUAAAAACUUUGUUUAGCCUGUUGCUUGGACUAGGCAUUCCACUUUUCAAACAACUUGGUUUCAAGAGGCACACGCACAGUACUGAAGUACACAUUGCCAGCCUAUGGAUGUAUUAGCCUGAAUGUCAUUCAAACACUUACAUGGUAGAGUAACUUGAAGAGACACACUGAUUUAACUAUUAAGAUGAACAUGAUGCAAAAUGCUCAGAUUAAACAUUGAUUUCCUAUAGAAAUAGGCCUAUUCCCAUCUGUAAUGUAUUAGCCUUGCUUUUUGGAAGCUGCCAGGGCCAUGUAAUACAGGCUUGGCCAGAAAUCAAACAACCACUUGUGGAUCUCAGCUAAUGGGUCUGCUGUGAGUGUACUAUGUUCUAGAUGGUGGUCUGGUUAUUUAACUAGCUAGUGCUUGCACAUUGAUAUGUAGGCCUGGCUUUAUUUAAUGGAUUAUAUUUUUCUACUCAGAAUUCCUAUGCUGCUUAGCUUUUGCAGUUUGGUUGGUGUUGGCCAAAUGAUUGAUGAUAUGAAAUGUUAUGAUUGGCUUGCUUGAAGGGUGUAGUCUGGCCCUUUUUAUGAUCAUAAAAUGUGUCUCAUGGAGCAUUUUAUGUCUAUCUCCACAGCUCUCAAGUGGAAAUCCUCUCUAUGACAAAUACUAUCAACAGGUAAGGCGUCAUUUGAAGGUGUCUUUUUGUGAGUCCUUGGGCGAAUUCCAUGAUGUACUAAAGUAGUAGUACCUAGGUUUAUAAGUGGAGUAACAGAGAAGCUCUCAUCUAGAUGCUCUGUCAGGGCUGUUCAGAUGAGAGAGCACCAGAUAGAAUGGGAAAUGCUGUGCAGCAUUAGCCAGCAACUGCAGAGCUGCGCUGAACAUGUCUCCAGGCUUUUCUCCACUCUGUGAUCUACUCUGUGCAAGAGGAGGCUUCUUUAUGAAUUAAUGAUAACUCUUUGCUAACCCUGUCAUUGCAGAGGCUCAAAGAGGGCUAAGUGAAAUGGUAGACACUACAAUGGGGAAAAUGUGAUGGAUUAAGGACUCCCAUCAAAGUAUUAGCCUAUACUUAAGCAUACCUGUUUAUUACAUAAUCAAUGGAAUUUAGUCUUAUUUUGUAUUGCUAAGUCAGCACAAAUUAGCUAUAGAUCUGGUGCUUUUACUGGCUAAUUCUUCUUUCUAGUGUUGACUUGUUUUGUCCUGUGUUGUAGGUCGACCCGUCUGGUAGUGGACGGGUGGCAGCUGCUGAUGCAGCCUUGUUCCUGAAGAGAUCAGGCCUGGCAGACCUCGUCCUGGGCAAGGUAAGAUACUAGAUGACACAGCUGAUGGCCAGACACCAAGCUAUGGCACUUACCCAGUAUGGUUGUAUGCGGGAAUCCCUAUAUGACUGAUGUAAUUGAAGUGAAUUAAAAUGUCUUCUUAGAUCUGGGAUUUGGCAGAUUCAGAACGCAAGGGGUGCCUUAACAAGCAGGUAGGCCAACUGUUACUUAGUAGAUUUACAAUGUCGUGUUAGAAGUAUUCAAAGAUUCCUUGUAGUAAGACAACCAGAAUACACUUUUUGUGUCUGCACCCAUCAGCAAUUCUUCAUUGCUCUCCGGUUGGUGGCCUGUGCUCAAAAUGGACUGGAGGUGACACUCAAGAGUCUCAAUUUGGCAGUUCCUCCCCCAAAGUUUGUGAGUACAAUCAUCACUGAAACCCACAGUCUCUAUUCAAGAAACAGACGUUUGAUUUAAUAGCAUGUGAGCUUUAAAACAGCUAAAAAAAACGCACCUUUGUUGAUGAUGCAAACUCUUUUCCCUUUUUUUUUUAUUCUCCUCAGCAUGACACAAGCAGCCCACUUCUACCUGGGGGAGUGUCCAUUGACGGCCCAUGGGUGGUCAAGGUGAGGGGAAACCUAUCACUAUUUCUUAAAAGAUGUAACCUGGUAAUUUUGUCCUGGUCCGUAAUAAUGAAAGCAGAAACAAACCACGUGGAUGACACAUUUAAAAAAAAACAUCUACCUCUUAUUCAAAUCCGUUUUUCAAAGCUAUUUCAGGGGGGUUCUGAGCCUUGCAAAAUCCAAUUAGAUUACUUUUAUCUAAAGUGUAAAUUAUGCUUGAAUCAUGCACCUAUACCGUGUCCCUGUAUGACUUUCCAGACGGAAGAGAAGCUGAAAUUUGAUGCCAUAUUCGACAGCCUCUCCCCCGUUGGUGGAAUGCUCUCUGGGGAGAAGGUCAAACCAGUGUUGCUCAACUCCAAACUUCCAGUGGAUGUACUGGGAAGGGUAAGCCUAACAUACAGUAUCUACAGGGCUCAUAAUGAAUGAGUUUUGGUGGCCAUUAAAGAGUAAAUGCACGUGUGCCCACUGGGGGGUGGUCUUGUGUUAAACAUUUCUGCUGCUUUUCCAAGCUUGACUGGGAUGGUUAUUUGUGACAACAUUGAUCAGCUUUUUAGUCCAUGAUUUGGUCUAUUUUACUGACUUUAUGCAUAUUUUUUAAACUUAUUGUUUUAUGUACUGAACGCCCCCCAAAUGUUGCAGGUAUGGGAACUGAGUGACCUAGACAGAGAUGGUAUGCUCGACCGAGAUGAGUUUGCUGUGGUAAGAAAUAGAUGAAUAAUUCAAGUGUAAUAUAAAUAUUUAGUGUGUUCAAAGAUGAAAUGUGGACUAUUCUGUAAGAUUUAGUGUGUUGCUGUGUGCUUCUAGAAUAGAAUAUGUAGUUUGUCAACAUUGGACUUCCCUGAUCUUAUAUUGAAACAGACAUGAUAGGCAGAUUUAUGUAAGUGAAUCGUGUAUUUAUGAGUGUAUGUUCUCCUUCAUUAGGUCAUGUACCUGGUCUACAGAGCUCUGGAGGGGGAGCCCGUGCCCAUGUCUCUGCCUGCUACCCUUGUGCCACCCUCCAAGAGGAAAAAGCCCCCGGUCUCUGUACCCCCUGUGAUGCCCCUUUUACCCUCGCCUCCCUCUAUCAAAGAGAGACGCUCCUCCCAUUCCGGGUCCAAAACCCUGCCCUCCAAACCAGCAGCGACCCCAGUCACAGUGAGUACAAUAUUCAUUCUAGUAUGAAAGUGAGGCGGAAAGUAACAUCUCUGUAACAAUCCUGUCCCCUCUGUCUCUUUUCAGUGGGCUGUAUCUCCUCCAGACAUAGCCAAGUAUGACGAGGUUUUUGCAAAGACCGAUCUUGACAUGGAUGGUCUGGUGUCUGGGCCUGAAGUCCGAGAUAUCUUCUUAAAGACUGGCUUGCCCUCCGCCACACUAGCACGCAUCUGGUAAGACAUAUCAGGACAUGUUUAGUCUUAAUUCAGGCGACAGACUCUUAGAUAAUAUGGGGUGCCUGCACUUGCGUUUACUAAUUCAACCUGGACAUUGGUCAUACAGGGCUGGUUUCUGGACCCAGAGUAAAUUCAUGGACUGAAAAGCUAGUUCAAUUAAGAUUUUCUAUUGAGCAGAACUAGGCUUAAUAUGGGUCUGUGAAACCAGCCUAUAGUUUGUCAAUAUUAUGCCCAUUGCCGCAGGGGUAAAUGGAUCUUUCUGUUGUAAAAUGUGGUCAUCUGUGUUCCACAGGGAGCUCUGUGACAUUGGGGACAUAGGGAAGCUUACCAGGGAACAGUUUGCACUAGCGCUGCAUCUAAUUAACCAGAAACUGACCACGGAUGUGAACCCACCCCAGAACCUCUCUCCUGAAAUGAUCCCUCCCUCAGACAGACUGAGCCUAGCAGCCAAGCAGGUAAGACUCAGCUCUUUCAUCCUGCAUGUUGUAAACCGGUCUUAGACAUCCAAUAAUCAUAAAGGGUGAAUAUCUUAUUUUUAUCCGGUAUAUUUCUCUAUGAAGAAUGGCUAGGACUAUUUUGAUGAAUAGGCUACUUAAUUGUGAUGCAGAUUUGAUAACUUCUAUUUCCUGAUGUUUUACUAAUACUUUCCUUCCCUUCUCCUGUGGUGUGGGUUUUUGUGUUCUAGCUUGCUGCUGUGUCUCUGACCCUGUCUGUGUAUGCUGUCUCUUUGCGUUCUUCCUCAUGACUCAUGCAUUGUACACAAGGUGGGAUCUCCCUCUAGCUGGGGACUCUCCUGAGUGUUGGCUUCACUGUCUCCCCCCCCUUAGCCCCUGGCAGUGUCAUCCGCCCAUGUACCAACCUCAUAAUAUUCCCUUUGCUUUCCUCCUAGUUCAAGUGGUAGUCAUUUUAGUGCCCUCUACCAUUUGUGUUUCCAUGUAGGUGUGCUUUCAGUGUUCUCCCCCGUUCAGUUUCUUGUAUGGGUCAUUUUGGGAGGCUCAUAUUAUUCCACAUCAUGUUUGCCAUUCCAUUAAGUUAAUGUUUAGACAUUGUUCAUAUGUUGCAGUGUAUGUAUGGUCAGUAAAGCCACACUGAUGUAAAUGUAAACAAAUCGUUAGUUUGUUUUCUGCUUUCAAUGGUCUCUCCCCACCAGAGCAACGCAGCAAAUCUGGCAGCAGACUUUUCUGCCAUCAAGGAACUGGACUCGCUCAGCAAUGAGAUUGUCGAUCUACAAAAGUGAGUGGCAAGCAGAGUUGUAAUCAUCCAUGUAACUGUAUUUGAGGGAUGGGUUAGCUCCGGCUUUGUGUUUGACAAGAGUUUGUUGGUGUGUUGGAGCAUGUAACUUCCCCGCAUUUAAGGUUGCCUCUGCUAUGACAGCCAAGGAACUGGGCCUUGCUCUGUCUCACAUUGGAAUAUUUCAGGGAAUACAUGGUAUAGUUGUAUGUUGUAAGGGGAGUCUUGAGAAAAGAGAGACACACACAAGUUCUCCACUGAGGUAUGUUUGCUGUCUGCAGAAAGAGCAGAUGGAGGGGAGCUGGGAGGCUGACGAGCUGUCCAGGGACUCAUAACAUGAGUGAGGAAGGGAGCCUUCUAGCAGGGUCUCAAGAGGUUCUCUAGCUCUCUCUUUCUCUCUCUUUGUUUGUGUGUGAUGAGGGAGAACCACCGGCUGAAGGGGAAGGCAGGCAGAGGGGUUUGUUAAGGCAGCUCAUUAACACUGGGAUAGGCUUUUCCUCUGUUUGAAUGUUGAGAAAGUGCAGCAUAUUUUCUCACCUGCUAACAAAUCCCAUAGCUGCCCCACUACAGACAUAACCGCAGCUAGAUAUGGUGGAAGUAAGUAAUGGAUCAUAGAUUUAAACUGACUGUCUGAAACCAGCAUUCUGUUAUUUUUGGCUGACAAAUUGGAAGAGGUGCAUGGGAUGUUGUCUACAGAUGUUCUUUCUGGAUGGUUGCCUGGGCAUCUAAAUAUACAGUCCGUUAAGUUAGUACUCCUGACGCACACGUCGCCUACCUCACUUUAGCUCAUCUCUCAACUGGUCCUGCACUCUACAUGUGUGGCUGUUUUGUAUCUGGCUGCCUUUUUUGUUUCAACAUUCUUCAUGUUGAGCAAAACAUUCUAUUAUUGAUUAUAUUUAAUUAAUAUGAACAAUGGUAAUAUCUAUUCUGUUGCACAGUUUUGCCUUUUGGCAUCUUAGUGUUCUACCUUGCUAAAUGAAUGGCUUUAUUAUUGUCAGUUGAUAAAGAUCCAGGAGGAUUUGGACUUGUUAGGGAGAGCAGAUAACUGAAGAGGCCCUGCCUAUUGUGCACAUUUUCACAUCCUCUGUUCCCUCCCUUUUUACCUUGUCAUCUGACCGUGCAGGAAAGGGAUGGGAGGGGUAGGUGGGAGGAUGAACUGACAGGGAAAGGAACGAUAUUCAUCCCUCCCUCUCUCCACUGAAUCACUGAGACUUCCUCCAGGCAGCCAUCUGCACACACAGUCCUGCCCCUCUCUCUUCUCCUCUGCUCUCCCAUCUGCCAGAACAAACACCGACACACAGAGACCCUCUCUCGCUCAAGGCUGUUGCUGCAGGGGUUGGUUGGUCGGUCGGUGUGUGUGUGUGUGUGUGGUCUGCUACAGUAGGAUCAGGAUGGUGGUGCAGGGAGAGGAGCUGUCAUCUGGGGAAGGUGGUGGUGUGGUAGCCUGGCUGGGGGUGCCCUCGGUCUCCACGGUGAUUAAAUACUCAUGUCUUCUGUGCUGGUCUUCCAGGGAGAAGAGCUCUGUAGAACAGGACAUUAAAGAGAACGAGGAGAGCAUCAGAGAAAGGACCAGUGAAGUCCAGGUACAGUAAACCUGCUGCCUACAUGCCCCUCAGCUCUCUCACUACCCUUAGAUUGUUUCUUUUCAUUUCAUCCACUUGAUGACUAUUGUCUGUAAAUUCAUUUUCUAUAUAUAUAUAUUUUUUUUGGUCAAAUGUUACAAAGCUGUAACAUUCUACUAUUUAGCUGCUCUUGUUGAAUUUGUCAGCGGUAGUCUGCAUGAUUCUGUUAGGCUGUGAAGCUAUGGCUGAGCAGAAGAGAACAUACUCCCCCCUCGGUCUGUAUGUGUGCGUUUGACUAUGAGUCAGAGCCGCCUCCACUAGUUAUAUGAUGCAAACCUCAACACUGAGUGUACAAAACAUUAGGAACACCUGCUCUUUCCAUGACCAUAGACUAUCCAGGUGAAAGCUAUGAUCCCUUAUUGAUCACUAAAUCCACUUUAGUCAGUAUAGAUGAAGGGGAGGAGACAGGUUAAAGAUUGAUUUUUAAGCCUUGAGACAAUUGAGACAUGGAUUGUGUGUGUGCCAUUCAGUGGGGGAAUGGGCAAGACAAAAUAUUUAAGUGCCUUUGAACGGUGUAUGGUAGUAGGUGCCAGGCGCACCGGUUUGAGUGUGUCAAGAACUGAAACGCUGCUGGGUUUUUCACGCUCAACAGUUUCCCAUGUGUAUCAAGAAUGGUCCACCGCCCAAAGGACAUCCAGCCAACUUGACACAAUUGUGGGAAGCAUUUGAGUCAGCAUGGGCCAGCAUCCCUGUGGAAAGCUUUCGACACCUUGUAGAGUCCGUGCCCCAAUGAAUUGAGGCUGUUUUGAUGGCAAAAUAUUAGGAAGGUGUUCUUAAUGUUUUGUACACUAUGUAUAGUGCACCAUAUUGACAUUGAGAUUGAUUGCACAAACUGAACUGAUGUGAUGUACCCUCAAUCAGUAUAGAUCCUGCUUCAGUAACCAGGUUUCCGUCCAAGGUUUUUACUUGAGUAAAGUACAUGUCAGAUAAAGGCCUGAUGGGGAAAAAAGUGUCUGUUUCCAAAUUUCGACAAAACUAAAUACGCUAGAAAAAGUGGGAUCUUUUUGUGUUGGGAAAAUGAAUUAUGCGAGAAAUGCGCAAAAAUUGAUAACCAUCAUAUCGAAGUAAACUUGGAGUCACAAUUUAUAUGGUGUGGUCCUCCCACUGUGAGUCUGGAAACCAUGUAGUUUAUUAGGCUACAGAUUAAAUAAUUUAUGAUGAACUUCACAGGGUGGUGAAAGUGUACGGUGACCUUGAUGCACCUUCACAAUAAAUAUUGAGGGUCUAAUUCUGGUGACAUGAUGAUCAAUGAUUGACUGCUGAUUGACAAAUAUUCUCUCAUCUAUAAUCUCAUGUAGACUAUCCUACCUGCACUGUAUCUGUGAGCUGUUGGCACAUGCUAAGACCAGAGUAGGCACAUUUACUAUUUAACGCAACAGUUUUUGUGACAACUAUCGGUAGAGUUGAAAAUGUGAUGGAAACGCAUUGAAUUUUAGGUUUUUAUUCGGUACAUGAAAAAGUACAUUUUGUGUGCACUACGUCAUCACUCACUGAUUUUUAUCCGCAACAAGUCAGUUUGGUGGAAACACACCACUGGUGGGAAAAUUUGCAUAUUUUCUUUAUGAUUUGAGAAUAAUUGCAUGACAAUCUGCCGCCAAUUGGAUGGAAACCUAGCUAGUGAUAAUAUUCUUUGACUAUUACCUCCAAGUUAUUAUCAAGGAUAUUAAUUAAUUAAUUAAUAUAACCUAUUUAGAGGAAGUAUAUUAUAUGAUACUUUCAUAUCCUGUCGUCUGGGGUUGCCAAUCUUAUCAUUUUAUGCAAAUAAAUGAAUUUUUAGGAAAACUUCAAGUGUUCUUGAAUAAGCCAGUGCCAUAGCAGAGGUGUAUCACCUGUAAACCCUAUGCCAGUAUGUGAAUAUCACCUUGUCUUUAUUCUGUAGUCUCUAUUUGAUCAUUAAUGGAUGUAUGAAUGUCAGGUUUAAUUAUCUCCUCUCAGGUCCUGUUCUCUAUUGACCCCAGCACUCUCCCUGAGAGGACUUCAUUAACAUUUAAACACCUAGAAAAGAGGUGUACAUUACCACACUUGAACCCAGGUGAUCAAACUCUAUAGGCUAUAUUAACUUCCAUUGAUUAUUAGUUAUUUUCUGCUGUGUAUUUGUGAAAUACUGCUUUUUCUCUGGUACUGUAGGUGUUAGCCAAUGGUGUGAAAAGCUGUCAUUAGACAGACAGCACUGUUUCCUCACCCCAGGGUUCAGCUCAGCAAUGAGCAGUCACUGCCAAUUAGCCAGCAUCAAUGUAUUCAUGAUGGGGCAACUAGUCGGUUUUACAAGAGCUAUAUCAGCAAAUAAGGUAUAUGAGUAACUAAGAUUGGAAUUGUACAGUAAAAUGUAAGGCCCAAAAAAUAUUUAACAGUUCCACAGGGAUCAUGGAUUAUUCUCUCUACAAUACAUGUUUAGUAAGUCAUACUGUCAUUUCUGAGUAAUUAAGUAUUCUAAACAAAGAGGGAUCAAUAAACUAUUAGUGUUAAUAGGCUAGCCUUGAAUCCUGGCAUGUGUAGCAGUCACUUCAAAAUGAUUAGGAGAUGAGGGCAGGAGUGCCUUGCCUUGCCGCUGUGCUGGAGUUGGUCUGAUAAAUGGCUUCUAUUUUGGGCUGCGACUGCCUGGCUACUUUGAACAGACAUAGCUUAGAGUGCAGCUGCUCCCUAGAGGAAAUGGACGAAGACGUUCAUCCCUCUGAGCCUGGGCUGAGGAGCGGCUGAUUAGUUUUAUACCACCAACCACACCCUUCUACAUUCACUUCCUCAAGAAACAACAUGUAGGCAUAAAUACGAAGUCAGUGUGAUGGCACUUUGGGGAAACUCACAUCGAUUUUGUUCUGCUGCAGUGGAGAACCUCGUCAAGGCUGAGCUAUUUAUAUGUCACAAUAUUCUGGCAGUCAUAAUGGGUUGACUCUGACUCAUCCUCUCUGCAGACUCUGCUCAGUCAGUCUCUGCUCCUAUUCUCACUUAUUGUUCUCUUUCUCUGGCUGUUAUGUCACUCUGGUAUCCCUUCCCUCCUCAGGACCUGCAGAAUGAGGUGCAGAAGGAGAGCGGGGUGCUGCACCGGCUGCAGUCUCAGCGCCAGGAGGUCCAGGAUGCUCUGGAGGAGCUGGACCAGCAGAAGACCACUCUGGAGGAGCAGCUUGGUCACAUCCGCCAGCAGUGCAGCCAUGAGAACCAGCGGGUGAGACUACAGGACCUAUCAACCAACCACAACUUCACACAGCACCUGGAACACCUUCAGAGAGGAACCAGUCAAUAGCAAGUGUAUUUGUUGGUCCGAUUGUCAUCCAUUUUGUUUGAACUCUUUUCUCUCAUCUUGCUUCUCUUUCUGUGGUGUGUGUGUCUAGAUCUCGUCACUAGAGGCGGAGCACGCGGAGCAGGAGCAGAGGAUCGAGGAGUACGAGGAGCAGCUGGUGCAGGCCAGAGAGGAACUGCUGCGGCUGCAGGAGGAGACCCAGCAGUUGGAGGAGAAGGUGCAGGCAGCGCGGGAGCAGCUCACCCCCCUGCGGGAGUCUGUCCGAGACUCCUUCUCUCAGGUCUCUCAGGUGAGUCUACUCAGACUCACCAUCAUUACUGCCAUGGUGGUGGGAUAGUGCAAAGAUUUCAUGGUGGCGGGACAGAGCAAAAUCGACGAUUUCAUGGUGAUAGGAGUAAAUUUAAAGAUUUCCCUUAAUGUAUAUUCCUGACAUAGGAAAAUGGACAAGAGAAUAUCAGGUAAAGGGUGAGUUAGUGAAUCGCUCUCUCUCCCUUCUAUCCCUCUGCUCUCUCUACCUCUGUCUGUACUGGGGGCAGGUGCAGCAAAAGCUGAGUGAUCUACAGUUGGAGGAGAGGACGGUCACGGCCCAGCUCAGCUGGAAGAUGGCCCUAGAGGAGGAUCCAGUGCCAGUCCUGGUGAACGGUUCAGCGAAUGAGCCGCACCCAGAGGACCAGGCUGAGGAGCUGAGAGUGGAGCCUCCAGCCAUCCAGCCACAGAUGGAGCCGGCUGAACCGAUAGAAGAAGUGGAGGAGGACAGGCCUAAGGCCCCAGAGGAACCGGUGCCUAAGUCUGAUGCCUUCAAAGACCUCUAUAACAGCCUGUCUUCCACUGCCUGGCCAGUACCACAGGACAACCUUGUGAAGGCAAUAUAUCAUACUCUGAAAUAUCUGUCAUUUUAUAAUUUGUUCAUAAGUCUGUAUGUGUUCUGUCAUGCCAUCAUGGGGUCUGAAGUUGAUGUUUUUCCUUCUCUUUCCUUAGGAGCACAUUAGUCCUGUUGCUUUCACUCUUCAGGAGCAGAGAAGUCCUACUUCUGAAGUUGUAGAUGAACAGGAUGAGGAGUCGUUUAAAGCUAGCACUCCCAAGGUACAAUAUGGUCGCAUCAUCUUUAGCCAUUGGAUUCCUCCCUGGACUCAUGCCUGACCACUGGACUGUACUGAUCACCUGUAUCUUCUCAGCAGGUGGAAUCCCCAGAGCCAGAGAGGAGACCAGAGUCAACUGAGCCUCCCCAGGCAACCCCGCCUGCCCUGCCUCCACAGACCACUCCCCCUCCACUCCCUGCCCAGCCUACCUUGUCCCCAACGACCAGCCCCCCUCCGCUCCCUGGCAUGGACUUCUUCCAGUCAGACCCCUUCACUGACCGUGAGUUACCCCUCCUCCUAAACCUAUGUAUUUAAUGAAAGAUUAAUCCCAACUGAUUCUAUUGUCUGUCUUCUCUUCUGUCUGUCUGUGCAGAUGAUCCAUUUAAAGAUGAUCCGUUUGGAAAGGCAGAUGUUUCCUGUGAGUGAGUCUUGUUAACGCAAUAUGAGCUCAAAUAAUGCAGCUAUGCAUGCGAGACACCAAAUAAUAUUUUAAUAUUAGCCUAUAUUUGGAAUAUUACAACCUAUAACAUAGCUGUUCUUCAACAGAUCCGUUUGGAGGAGACCCGUUUAAGGGCACAGACCCCUUUGCUGCUGACGCCUUCUUCAAGCAGUCUUUGGCCGCCCCCUUCCCCUCUGCUGACCCCUUCACCCUCACUGACCCCUUCAGUGAAAGUGCCAGCCUAGCAGAUCCCGAUCUGUUUGCAGCUCCGCUCAACAACGCUGCAGGACUGGACCCCUUCAGCUCCAAACCCAAUAACAAGGCAGCCAGGGACCCCUUCAGUGCCAAGGUCAACAACGUGGAUGCGGAUCAGUUUGGAUCCAAAAUGGACUCCCUGGCAGAGCCAGACCCGUUUGGCUCCCAGGGCACUGCAGGUCCGGAUCCCUUCAGCUGCUCCCAGCCAGGCUCUGAGCUCCCCGCGGUGAGUGUUGCCACCAUAGGGAUCCUAUUAAAUUACUAUAGUAUUCUAAUUCCUAAUUCUAUGAGUGCCACAGUGCUGAACUGAUCAUAUGCCUUAGGAACACUCACUCAGGCAGCUACCCAGUUUCCCCCACCAACACUUUGUGUUAAUUAUGCUCGCAGAAAGACCCAGUCUGUGCAUGGUAAUGAAGGAUGACUGUGCACUUACUCUUUCUGUCCUUAAUUAUUCUAGCUAGGUUGGCACUGUUUAUAGGAUUUUAGUCGUAAAACUGACAUUGUAUGUAUUUCUCUCCCAGAAGGAUCUCACUGCAGCACCUAAUGACCCUUUUGCACCUGGAGGCACUGCAGUAAAGACUGGCUCUGACCCAGGUAAGACUCCAGGGAUGGAGCCUCCCUCUGGGCAGUGGGUGGUAGGGCAGAUGGUAGUACCCUGUCUGGCUAAACUGUGUGUUGUUGAGUAAUAUCUACACCUUGUGUGUGUCCUUCAGAUCCAUUUGCUGCCGUCUUCGGCAACGAGUCAUUUGGACAGGGAUUUGCAGACUUCAGCGCCCUGGCCAAGGUAAGAUUGGGUUCUCUAGUUGUCCUUGGUGUGUGUCAUCAUGGCUGCCAUGUGAGCAGAACUAGGGAUCACUAGGGACUUCCGGUUUAACCUCAGUGUCUUUUUUUUAGAUAAGGAGGAGUUUGAUGUCUGUGGGUGUGAAAUGUGAGCAUGUCUGGAGAGGACUGCCUGUUUAUACAUUCACCUCCAUUAUUCAUGCUGUUAAGGAGGAAGGUGGUGGUGUUGCUGUAAACAUGAGAGAGGAGAGGAGUCAGUCAUGCUCUUCUGGCCUUCUCUGGUUGUUUCCCAGUCUAACAGUUCUGACCCCUUCGCCUCAUCCAACUCGUCCAACAACAGCCAGCCCAGCAGCCCUGAUGUUCCCCCAGCUUUGCCCCCCAAGACGGGAACGCCCACCAGACCUCCCCCUCCACCCCCAGGUCAGUUCUCCUGCUGCUCCUGACUCUGGAAAGCAAAUUUUCCUUCAUGCUUUUUGUUGUCAGUGCUUUUCUGGUGCCAAGUACUAGUAGCAGAAUGGCAUUGGUAUUCAAAACAUGCAGGUUUAGUACCUAGUGGGGUUUUGUAGUCAUUGUUGCACUUUUGUUAGGAGUUCUUCCCUGGGCGCCUCAUUCCUUACUGAGCUGAGUGCUCUUGGGUGGUGUGUGUGUGUGAAUGUAGGUAAGAGAUCCUCAAUCUCCAGAUCAGAGUCGUCGGACUCGUUCCACAGAAGGGGACCCUUUCUUCCCCAGGGCUCAGGAGAUCCCCCUUUCUCCCAACCUGCCAAGGACGCUGCCCAGGACCCCUUCGCCCCAUCCUCACCCCGCCAGCCCGCACAGGACCCUGACCGAUUUGCCAGCUUUGACAAAGUGAGCACCUCCCCUGCCCCCUCUCCCCCUCCUGACAGCGACUAGGUCGCCCUCCUCUGUUUCCUCGCUCACAAGCCACAUCCACCAAACGGCACUCUCAGCCUCUCCUCCAUUCAUAGCCAAACUCUCUACCUACCUACCUGAGGAGCAUUUUAAGGCCUUAUAGAAAUAUAUAGAUGAUGGAUUUUACUUUUUUGAUGAUUUUAAAUGCAUUCCUUUGUUUUGCUAAAGAGGUCAUCUCUAUAAUUUUGUAUCCAUUUUUUGUUUAUUCCUGCUACCUUAUGUAUUCCAUAGUUAUUUUGUUACCAAUGUUAUGUUUCUUUAUGUAAAGGUUUAUUUAUAUCUGUAGUUACAUUUCUGUUUAUUUCUAAGUUGAACUGGAGUUUAGCCUUGUAAUAAUUGACGAUGUUCCCUUGAAUAACUUGCACUGCCUAACUUUACUCAUUUAAUAGUGUAGAUAUAGAUAUACACAGUGUACAAAACAUUAGGAACACCUGCUCUUUCCAUGACAUAGACUGACCAGGUGAAAGCUAUGAUCCCUUAAUGAUGUCACUUGUUAAAUCCACUUCAAUCGGUGUAGAUGAAGGGGAGGAGACAGAUUAAUUAUGGAUUUUUAAGCCUUGAGACAAUUGAGACAUGGAUUGUGUAUGUAUGCCAUUCAGGGGUGAAUGGGCAAGACAAAAUAUUGAACGGAGUAUGGUAGUAGGUGCCAGGCGCAACGGUUUGAGUGUGUGAAGAACUGCAACGCUGCUGGAUUUUUUUCAUGCUCAACAGUUUCCCAUGUUUAUCAAGAAUGGUCCACCACCCAAAGGACAUCCAGCCAACUUGACACAAUUGUGGGAAGCAUUGGAGUCAACAUGGGCCAGCAUCCCUGUGGAACGCUUUCGACACCUUGUAUAGUCCAUGCCCCAACGAAUUGAGGCUGUUCUGAGGACAAAAGGGGGUGCAACUCAAUAUUAGGAAGGUGUUCCUAAUAUCUUGUCCACUGUGUAUAUUAAUAAACAUUCUAAUAUAUUUAAAAUGGAUAAUCUUUUCACUGAGUGACCUUAGUCACCACUAACUGGACUAAAAGCACACACAAUCUUCCCCUUCAUGACUCGUAUUCCGCAUAGCCCUCAUGAGCCCCGGUUGGCUGUGGAUGGAAAGGCUGCUUGCUUUGACUCUUGUGAUUUUAUUUAUUUAGCACAACCACAGAAAGGAUGAAAGGCUUGACCGAGCUCCUCCUCCCUCUGACUGCCCUCCACCCUGCAUGACCUCCUGCACCCUGCCCUGCACACACUGUGUCCUUGUGUCUGAUUGGCUGGUUCCCAAUGACCCUCCACAUAUCCUCCUCUCACUCUGACUGGAAUCACUCCUCAUCCUGCAUCCCUCCAUUCGUCCUGCUAUCACCACUCAUGCCACCCAUUAGCACUGACUGCACUGUGGAGGAGACUUCUGCUCUGAGUUUUUACUCUUCUGUUCCUCAGUCGAAUAAGCUCAAUAAAAAGUCUGAAGGGUACCAUCUCCAUCUCUGGGCUCCAUGUGUAUCCAUAUCCACCAGAUUGAUUUCCCACAGAUUGCUGCUGUUUGUAUAACGGAGUUAAGAACGUACCGUAAGCGCACUCCACAGCUAGCUCGAAAUGUUGUAGAUUGAGCCAUCUAAUUGGUACCUUUCGGGUGGCUCAACCCGUUGGAACAUUGUCAAGGAGAGUAGUCUCGUGUGUUGGCAAAGCAGAGGUCCCAAGUUGGAGCCAGUUUAUGAGCCGAAACGGGGGGAAGUGGUACUGGCUAAGAAAGCAGCGUGACGUCCGUAACAUUUGCUCCUUUUUAUGUUCUAAUAUGAUGCGUCAAUUCUGGUGUAAUCAAAUCCUGGAUUCAAUUAUAAUAAUAAUAAUAAUAAUAAUAAUAAUAAUAAUAAUAUGCCAUUUAGCAGACGCUUUUAUCCAAAGCGACUUACAGUAAUGCGUGCAUACAUUUUUUUUUGUGUAUGGGUGGUCCCGGGGAUCGAACCCACUACCUUGGCGUUACAAGCGCCGUGCUCUACCAGCUGAGCUACAGAGGACCACAUUAUGGCUUGAGCUGUAAAAAAUUAACAAUCGGUUUGCUCUGAAUUCACAAACCUAGUUUUACUGGCCUCUGAUAAGCAUUUAUGGAUGUUUGUUAAAUUGAGUAGCCAUUUUAUGAAUAGAAUAGCAGAAGUAAAAUGUUUCGGAGGGUUGAAAGGGCAAAGAGGACAUCCCGCUUCAGAUAAACACUAAUGUGUGAAUGACUCAUGCAUUUGGCAAUUGUGGUGGUCAGACUACUUCGACUACAGUUAACAUGAUUGAAUUUGUGCAUAUAUUUCUAAUUACACUUACAAUGGGUUGUUCACCUUUUUGCUUAACUCUCUCUUCAAAGUGCCUUUUUAUUAAUAUUUAUGUGACAAACACCAGGCAGUGAACAGGACUCACAUGCUCAUUAUCUAGAGGGAAAGUAAUAAUGAUCUUGUAAAAACUGUAACAUCUCCCAGGUCUGACUGUUAACCUUUGUCAUCCUUGCCAAUGUGCAGCACUCUAUAGAACUACUCCUUUCUCGCGCUACCACAUCUCUCCUUUUGGUAUCAUUCACGUGCACUUUAGGUCUAAGAAAUACCCAUUCUCAAUCUCUGAGCCAAUAGUCAGCAUAUUGCAGUACAAUACUGUUGUUAAUUUGCAUUCACAUUGGUAUAGCUGGGACACCAGCGACACGCAUGCUUCUUAUUAUAUUAGGUAUGUACUCACUAAACACUAACCAAAUUUCGCCAUCCCACUCUUUAAUAUGUGCAUGAUGUGUCUGUGUUGCUGUUUGAAACAGAUUUGUCAAUUCUGUCACAUGCGAGCAUUGUUUUACAACCAUGGCGGGGGUGGGGCUAAUACAUUUGUCAUUUUGUUUUUAAACAGUGUGAGGAAAUUGCAACAGUUUGCUUUUGGAACAAACAAAAAGUGAUAUUGUAAUGUAUAGAAUGGAACAGCUUACCAUGACCAAUGCGUGUCAAGGGGAUCAGUAUGCUGUUGCUUUGGAGAGACAUGGCUGUUUUAAUACAGAGAAUUACUGACAUGCUGUGUCCUUGAAAAUGUGUGUCCAAGAUGGGGGAGGUUGAGUGCAGUGGAUGUAUUUGGGGGGAGCAUAGUAUAUCUAUUCUGGAUCUCUGAGGUGUUCUGAUGGGGCUUUGCUGUGUCUAUGCGUGUGUUUUCUGUGUGUUUCUAUGUGGUGUGACGCAGCAGUACCCUACCGAGGAGGACAUGAUUGAGUGGGCGAAGAGGGAGAGUGAGCGGGAGGAGAAGGCGCGCCUGGCCAGACAGGCACAACAGGAACAAGAGGAUCUGGAGCUGGCCAUUGCCCUGAGCAAGUCUGAGUUCUCCUGAAAGUCUCCGGUCACCCCUUGUGAUCCAGCACUCACCAAAGGAGGGAGGGGUGGGAAAACUGAACUAAAGGGCCUACUAUUCUGACCCAAUGAAGAGAUUUUGAGUAUUGGCUCCACCCACCCACCCCACACAUUUUCACCAACCCUCUUUGUUUCACUCAUCAUUGGCAAUUUCAGUUUUGUCUAUGUAACAACAAAUCCUCAUGUUAUUUUUGGUGUUUGGCUGAGUAGUGGGUAUAGAGCUGUGAUUGUCUGUUAGACUUCAAAAAGCCCUCCUUGUACAAUAAGUAGACAUGGAGAUUGUGUAGUGUGUGUGUGUGUGUAUAUAUAGCUGUAAUGUCCCUUCAUUUCAACUACACAGACCACAUUGCUAGUAACAAACUGCAAAAGUUCUGCCCCCGUCUGCAUUGCUCUUGCCUGCUCCAACCCAGACCAGAUAGUAUUGAGCACUUUAAAAAAUAUAUAAACUUUAUAUGAUUAACUCUAACAAGAUACGAAAAGAGUAAUGUUCAUCUGGGUGUAAACCAAUGUCAAAUUGUAAUCCAUAUGUGAUCAUUAAGGGUUGCCUGGGGCAAGUGACCUGACCAGUCGUGCAAGUUGACUCUGCUCUGUGGUUGCCCCAUUGAUUCCUUUCAGACCUUAAUGUCAUUCAUCUGGCUAUACACCAGACAUCUACAGUAUGUGGUGAAUUGGAUUUCAUGUCUGAGCUGACUUGAGGUCUUUCUAGUGCUUGUGUAAAAAAACAAUGUUCUUAGAUGACCUGACGUAUGUCCUUACGUCAGGUUCUACCAAAUUAAGUAGCCAUUUUAUGAAUAGAGUAGAAGUCAAAUGAUCCAGAGGGUUAAAAGAACAAAGAGGACAUCCCUCUUCAGAUAAACACUAAUGUGUGAAUGAAUCCAUGCAUUAGGCAAUUGUGGUGCUCCGUCUACUUCGACUACAGUUAACAUGAUUGAAUUUGUGCAUAUAGUUCUAAUGACACUACUUACUAUCGGUUGUUCACCUUUUUGCUCAACUCUCUUUAAAGUGCCCUUUUAUAAAUAUUUAUGUGCUAAACACCAGGCAGUGAACAA